Pongo pygmaeus (Bornean orangutan) is the source of this 5929-nucleotide messenger RNA. It is a transcript of the gene ZNF544, whose product is annotated as zinc finger protein 544. The coding region runs from base 930 to 1577 and encodes 215 amino acids. Gene Ontology annotation, molecular function: RNA polymerase II transcription regulatory region sequence-specific DNA binding; DNA-binding transcription factor activity, RNA polymerase II-specific. The transcript is spliced from 8 exons. Gene Ontology annotation, biological process: regulation of transcription by RNA polymerase II. Lineage: Eukaryota; Metazoa; Chordata; Mammalia; Primates; Hominidae. The record is from RefSeq and is a predicted model, not a curated record. Gene Ontology annotation, cellular component: nucleus.
AAGGAGCAGAGCCGCGGGAAGCAACUCCCUAAGCCACAAUGUUAGUCGCGAACACACGAAAAAGCUCGUCUCGCCGCCGCGGGGCCCUAUGCUCCCGCUGACUACUCCUGUGUGAGCAACAGCCACCGGCGCGCGGCCUUCUGGGAGUUGUUCGUUGCGCGGAGCGCGGGCACGUCCGCCGGCCACCGGAAGCACCGCCAUUGCCCGGUGCGUGCCGGUGAGUCUGGCCGCCUCAAGGUUGGCGCGGAGGUUUCACCGUUAGCCGGGUGCGGCCGGAGCGCAGGACCAGGCCAGAGCCGCCUCAAGUGACCUGGGCGUGCCGGAGAAACGAGCAGGGCCUGCGGGGGUCCUCAAUAAUGUGGCGAGGCCGGGCAAGGGCAGGGGCCUGAUGGGGUCGGGAUGUCUCCGGCCUCAGGGGGACAGGGAAGGCCGGUCCAGUCAGGUUUCCCUUGCAGCAGCGCCCGGCUGGGUCUGAGCUCGUCGGGAGGCUCUCCUGCUGCAGAGCUGGGAGGGAACUGAUAGGGCCGGGCCCCCUCGCAGGUGGCAGCCAAGAGCCUCCUGGCACAGCGGCACCAGGCAUUUGGCGCCUGUUGGACCCCAGAGGUCAUCCCAGCUCCAGACGUGGACACGUUUGGUUCCAAUGCAUGGAGCCAGGAUAGAAGUCACAGUGCAAGGAAAAUGUGGAAUGCCUGGUCAGUCUCUGCAUGGGAGUUGAGGAGCAUGUGGGUGACAUGACUGAAUGUGGAGGAGGGAAUGGCAGUGGCAGGAAGCCCAGGAGGUUUGGGCUGGACACGUAACCUGGAGCAGAUUGGAAACGUCACCCCACAAGCAGGGAAGGAGAAAACUGGAAAAGGAAGAAGAAAGCAACUCUCUCCCCAGCCCUGCAGCCAGAGGGACUUCUGCCAGAUCAGCCACCAUACAGGUCCAGUAUGAGGAACAGAUGGAGAAUUUUAUGUCCAAGAAUAAUCACUAUGAAUACAUCUGUUGUGCCCCUUUUGCAGGUCAACACAAUGUUAAGCUCUGUAAAUGCAACUCAAUUAAUUCUUUUAGCAUCCUCACAGGGCAGGUCUUGCUGUUUUUCCAGAUGUCUACAGAUGAGGAAACUGAGGCCUGGAGAGGUUAAAGAGGCCAGUUCAGAGUCCUACAGCGACAGAGUCUCGCUGUCGCCCAGGCUAGAGUGCAGUGGCACGAUCUCGGCUCACUGCAAGGUCCGCCUCCUGGGUUCACGCUAUUCUCCUGCCUCAGCCUCCCGAGUAUCUGGAACUACAGACUGGUCUCCUGAGGACCUUUGCCCUCUACACAGCAGCCUCUUCAGGUGCAGGGAGGAAAUGGAAGCACGUUCUACGCUGGUUCCACCCCAGGCAUCUGUGUGCUUCGAGGAUGUGGCUAUGGCAUUCACACAGGAGGAGUGGGAACAGCUGGACCUGGCCCAGAGGACACCGUACCGAGAGGUGACACUGGAGACCUGGGAGCAUAUUGUCUCCCUGGGGCUUUUCCUUUCCAAAUCUGAUGUGAUCUCUCAGCUGGAGCAAGAAGAGGACCUGUGCAGAGCGGAGCAGGAGGCCCCCCGAGCCUGAAGAAAUGGUAGAAUUGGUGCAUUAAGAAUAUGAAGUCAGUGUUGAUGUUUGAGAUGCGAUUAUGAGAUCCAGAAGUGCAGCAGAAACUGAUAUUCUAGGACUAAGCACCAGUUAGGAGUCUGUGUUUGCUUCCUGUGGCUGCUGUAAAAAAUCACCACCAACCUGUUGGCUUAAAACAAUGCAAAUUUAUUCUCUAAAAGUGCUGGAGGCCACAAGUCCAAAAUCAAUGUCACUGGAUCAAAAUCAAGGUGUUGAUACGGCUGUGCUCCCUCUGGAUGCUCCAAAUGGAAAACACAUUUCUGUCUUUUCCUUCUCCUGUUGGUUGCAGCAUUCUUUCCAGUCUUCAGAUAUCUUCUGCCGUGUCUUCUCAUCACCUCCUCUGUGUUUCAGAUCUCCCUCUGCCUUUCUCUUAUAGGAACACUUGUGAUUACAUUUAGAGCCCCCUUGGAUAAUCCAGAAAAAAAUCCCCAUUUUAAAAUUUUUAGCAAGGUGUGGUAGCAGGCACCUGUAAUCCCAGCUACUCAGGAGGCUGAGGCAGGAGGAUCACUUGAACCUGGGAGGUGGAGAUUGCAGUUAGCCAAGAUAAUGCCACUUCACUCCAGCCUGGGCAACAGAGCCAGGCUCUGACUCAAAAAUUAACAAAACAAAAUAAAAUAAAAAUACUAAUCACAGAAGGGUACGUUGGCUUGGCUGUAAUCCCAGCACUUUGGGAGGCCAAUGGGGGAGGAUCACAAGAGCCCAGAAGUUUGAGGCUGCAGUGAGCCAUGAUUGUGCUGCUAUCUGGUCUGUUCAACAGAGCAAGAUCCUGACUGUAGAAAACUAAGUAAAUAAUAAUAAUAAAAUUCUAAACACAUCUGGACAGUUCCUUUUUCCCAAAAGUUCACAUUCACAGAUUCCAGGGGCUUAGAACAUACAUACUUUUUGCAAUGGUUAAUGGCUUUAUAUCCUGCAGACCCAGUUCAUUCUGUGCAUUUCUCUUUUUAUCUUCACCUCCCUGCUUAUUCGCUUUUUUGAGACAGGGUCUUACUCUCUCACCCAGACUGGAAUGCAGUGGCCCGAUCUUGGUUCACUGCAACCUCCAUCUCCCAGGCUCAAGCGAUUCUCCUACCUCGGCCUCCCGAGGAACUUAGACUACGGGCACCCACCACCACACCUGGCUAAUUUUUUUUAAUUUUUAUUAGAGACGGGGUUUUACCAUGUUGACCAAGCUGGUCUCUAACUCCUGACCUCAGGUGAUCCACCUGCCUCAGCCUCCCAAAGUUCUGGGAUUACAGGUGUGAGCCACUGCACCUGGCGCCUCCCUGCUUUUUCUUAUUCUUCUGCCCUCUGUAUGGGGACUAGUGUUACUUUGUCACUUCUUUAUUACGUUUGCUUGUAUUUUGCACUUUACCACUGAUACCAUGUUUGCUGAUCCAUCCCUCCCUUUCACAGCCUGCAUACGGAUUACACUUUGUAGUUUGGAAACAAACCAGAGACAUCUCCAUUAAACAGUUGUCUCCUUCAUCUCCCCCUCCCCCUCUGAUGCUUCUCCAGUAACUUAGGCAUUUUGGAUUUCUUUCAGACUGGAAAGCUACUCUUGAGGAGAAUAGGUUGAAUUCUGAAAAAGAUCAAGCUAGGGAAGAACUAUCCCACCACGUGGAAGUGUACAGGAGUGUACAGGAGGAGCCACCCUGUUUGGUAUUAGGAAAAGUGCAAGAUCAGAGCAACCAGUUAAGGGAACACCAGGAGAACUCCUUGAGGUUCAUGGUACUCACCUCAGAGAGACUGUUUGCUCAAAGGGAACAUUGUGAGCUUGAACUUGGGGGAGGUUAUUCUCUACCUUCUACUUUAAGCCUUCUACCUACAACAUUACCUACAAGUACAGGUUUCCCUAAGCCCAACUCAAAAGUUAAAGAGUUGAAACAAAAUUCAGCUUUCAUUAAUCAUGAGAAAAAUGGAGCAGAUGGGAAGCACUGUGAGAGUCAUCAGUGUGCUAGAGCUUUCUGUCAGAGCGUUUACUUGAGUAAACUUGGAAACAUUGAAACAGGAAAGAAAAACCCUUAUGAAUAUAUUGUCAGUGGUGACUCUCUCAACUAUGGCUCCUCCCCUUGUUUUCAUGGUAGAACUUUUUCAGUGAAGAAAAGUGAUGACUGUAAGGAUUAUGGAAACCUCUUCAGUCACAGUGUGUCUCUGAAUGAACAGAAGCCAGUGCAUUUUGGGAAAAGUCAGUAUGAGUGUGAUGAGUGCAGGGAAACCUGUUUUGAGAGUCUGUGCCUUGUAGAAACAGAAAGAAGUGGCCCUGGAGAGACCCCCUUCAGAUGUGAGGAACGCUGUGCUGCCUUCCCCAUGGCCUUAUCUUUUUCUGACUGUAAUAUCAUUGAGACUACAGAGAAGCCAUCUGUGUGUAAUCAGUGUGGAAAAUCUUUCAGCUGUUGUAAGCUCAGACACCAGAGAACACACACUGGAGAAAAGCCCUUCGAAUGUACUCAGUGUGGGAAAUCUUUUAGCCAGAGCUAUGACCUUGUCAUACAUCAGAGGACACACACUGGAGAGAAGCCCUAUGAGUGUGACCUGUGUGGGAAAUCCUUCAUCCAGAGAUCCAAACUUAUUACGCAUCAGCGAAUUCACACUGGAGAAAAACCUUAUCAGUGUAUUGAAUGUGGAAAAUCCUUCAGGUGGAACUCUAACCUCAUUGUACAUCAGAGAAUUCAUACUGGAGAGAAACCGUAUGAGUGCACUCACUGUGGAAAGUCCUUCAGCCAAAGCUAUGAGUUAGUUACACAUAAAAGAACGCACACUGGAGAAAAACCCUUCAAAUGUACUCAGUGUGGGAAAUCUUUCAGCCAGAAGUAUGACCUUGUCGUACAUCAGAGGACACACACUGGAGAGAAGCCCUAUGAGUGCGACCUGUGUGGGAAAUCCUUCUCCCAGAGUUCCAAACUUAUUACGCAUCAGCGAAUUCACACUGGAGAAAAACCGUAUCAAUGUAUCGAAUGUGGGAAAUCCUUCAGAUGGAACUCUAACCUCGUCAUACAUCAGAGAAUUCAUACUGGAGAGAAACCGUACGAUUGCACUCACUGUGGAAAGUCCUUUAGCCAAAGGUAUCAGUUAGUUGCACAUAAAAGAACUCACACUGGAGAAAAGCCCUAUGAAUGUAACGAGUGUGGAAAAGCCUUCAAUCGAAGCACUCAGCUCAUCAGGCAUCUGCAAAUUCACACUGGGGAGAAGCCGUACAAAUGCAAUCAGUGCAAUAAAGCCUUUGCAAGGAGCUCCUACCUUGUGAUGCAUCAGAGAACUCACACUGGUGAGAAACCUUUUGAGUGUAGUCAGUGUGGGAAAGCCUUUUCAGGGAGCUCUAAUCUUCUUUCCCAUCAGAGAAUUCAUUCUGGAGAGAAACCCUAUGAAUGUAGUGACUGUGGGAAAUCCUUCCGGCAGCGAUCUCAGCUUGUCGUGCAUCGGCGGACACAUACUGGAGAGAAACCUUAGGAGUGCAGUCAUUGUGGGAAAGCUUUCAGCCAGAGGUCUCCCCUCAUCGUGCACCAGAGGACGCAUGUCGGUGGGAAGAGCUAUCAGUGUGACGUGUAUUAAGCCAGCAGUUGCAACUCAUUGAACAUCAGAGAACAUAUCCUGGAGGAAAACCCUAUGAAUGCAUUGAUUGUGGGAAAGCCUUCAAUGAUCGCUCAACCCUUAGUAAACAUGAGAGGACACACACUGGAGAGAAACCUUAUGAAUGCGACCACUGUGAGAAAGCCUCUAGCCAACGGUGUCAACUUACUAGGCAGCAGAGAAUUCAUACUGGAGAGAAGCCCUAUGAAUGUUAACAAAUGUGGAAAAGCUUCCAGUUACGAUACUUCCCUCAUUCAACAUGAGAAAGCUCAUGGGCAAGAAACCCUGUGAAUAACCAAGAUGGAGCCAGAUGCAGUUGCCAACAACUGUAAUCCUAGCACUUUGGGAGGCCGAGGCAGGUGGAUCGCUUGAGCCCAGGAGUUUGAAACCAGCCUGAGUGACAUGGCAAAAUCCUGUCUUUACAAAAAAAUACAAAAAUUAGCCUAGCAUGGUGGCGCAUACCUGUAGUCCUAGCUACUCAGGAGGCUGAGGUGGGAGGAUCACUUGAGCUUGGGAGGUGGUGGUUGCAGUGAGCUGUGAUCAUGCCAUGACACUGCUGCCUUGUGAGAGAGUGAGACACUCUAAAUAAAUAAUAACCAAGAUGGGAAAUUUCCCUGCCAGACCCUGUUUACUAGAAAUCAGGUGGCCAAAACGUGACUCAGAGUGGGGCUUCAUGACCAUGUGCAUCAGAAUUGCCUGAAGUGUGCACUGAAACUGUGUAUUACCAAGCUCACUCUAGCCAACUAAAUAAAAAUCUGGUAGUAAAA